CUGAUGGUCAGUGAGAUGGCGCAACAGUCACGAAAACACAGCGAGAAGAGUCCAUUAUAUAACAUGUGCUGCUUCGUGGUCCAUAAGCGCUGCCAUGAGUUUGUCACGUUCUCCUGCCCCGGGGCAGAUAAAGGUCCAGACACAGAUGACCCCCGCAGUAAGCACAAGUUUAAGAUCCACACAUACGGGAGCCCGACAUUCUGUGACCAUUGCGGAUCUCUGCUCUAUGGCCUCAUACACCAGGGGAUGAAGUGUGAGACGUGUGACAUGAAUGUACAUAAAGUGUGCGUGGUGAACGUGCCGAGCCUGUGCGGGAUGGACCACACCGAGAAGAGGGGCCGCAUCUUCCUGAAGGCCGAGGUGAAGGGGGACACGCUGAGCGUCACAGUUCGAGAUGCCAAGAACCUGAUCCCUAUGGACCCCAAUGGUCUGAGUGACCCCUACGUGAAGCUAAAGCUGAUCCCUGACCCCAAGAAUGAGAGUAAAAAGAAGACCAGGACCAUCCGCUCCACGCUGAACCCCGCCUGGAACGAGUCCUUCACCUUUAAACUGAAGCCGUCAGACAAGGACCGGCGCCUGUCCAUCGAGAUUUGGGACUGGGACCGCACCACCCGCAAUGACUUCAUGGGCUCCUUCUCCUUCGGGGUGUCGGAGCUGAUUAAGAUGCCGGCGUGCGGCUGGUACAAACUGCUGAACCAGGAGGAGGGCGAGUAUUACAACGUACCCAUCCCCGAGGCCGAUGACGACGGGAACCUGGAGCUGCGCCAGAAGUUUGAGAAAGCCAAGCUGGGCCCCGCAGGUAACAAGGUGAUCGGGCCCGCACAGGAGCGCAGACCCUACGUCCCCUCCAACAACAUCGACAGCGUCAAGCUCACAGACUUCACCUUCCUCAUGGUGCUGGGAAAAGGAAGUUUUGGAAAGGUGAUGUUGGCGGAGAGGAAGGGAUCGGAUGAGCUGUACGCGGUGAAGAUCCUGAAGAAGGACGUGGUGAUCCAGGACGAUGAUGUGGAGUGCACCAUGGUGGAGAAGAGGGUGCUGGCCCUCCAGGACAAGCCGCCCUUCCUGACUCAGCUGCACUCCUGCUUCCAGACAGUGGACCGUCUUUACUUUGUCAUGGAAUACGUGAACGGAGGCGACUUGAUGUAUCACAUCCAGCAAGUGGGGAAAUUCAAGGAGCCUCAGGCUGUGUUCUAUGCGGCUGAGAUCUCGGUCGGUUUGUUCUUCCUGCACAAGAAGGGAAUCGUAUACAGGGACCUGAAGCUGGACAACGUCAUGCUGGACUCUGAGGGCCACAUAAAGAUCGCCGACUUCGGGAUGUGCAAGGAGCAUAUGGUGGACGGGGUCACCACCCGGACCUUCUGCGGGACCCCCGACUAUAUCGCCCCCGAG
Molecule: messenger RNA, 1389 nt
Organism: Hyla sarda
Lineage: Eukaryota; Metazoa; Chordata; Amphibia; Anura; Hylidae
Product: protein kinase C alpha type
Exons: 12
Biological process (GO): intracellular signal transduction; peptidyl-serine phosphorylation
Molecular function (GO): ATP binding; protein serine/threonine kinase activity
Source: RefSeq, a predicted model, not a curated record